Messenger RNA from Caenorhabditis auriculariae, 2614 nucleotides. NCBI's taxonomy places the organism in Eukaryota, Metazoa, Nematoda, Chromadorea, Rhabditida, Rhabditidae. The record is from the annotation of a GenBank genome assembly.
AUGUUGCUCACUCGCUGGAUGCUUCGUGGUUUUGCAGAUGCAGCUUCGAAAAAGACUCCACCUGCAAUUAAGAACGGGCCUUCUUUUCAAGACUUCCUGAGUACAUGUAGGUUGUAUUACACACGUUUAUACCCAUAAAUUAGGAUAUUUAGCCAGUGUUGAAGAUGCGGUUUCAAAAUAUGAAGGCAAAAUGAAACUUGAAAGUGGAGACCGGCGUUUACGACUACCUCCAUGGUUGAAAAAAGAAAAGGUUAGCUAUCAUUUUUUUUUUCUCGGCUGUUAUUUAAAAUCUAGGUUUUGCCUUCCGAAAACGAAAAUGUUGCCAGACUCAAAAAGCAGCUGAAAAGUUUGAAACUUUCAACAGUUUGUGAAGAAGCGAGGUAAAUUUUAGUCUAUUACAGGUGAAUUACUUUGUUGUAAAAGGAAUUUUAAUCACGAAUAAUGAGCUGUUUAUUUCCAACUGUAGUACAGUUUGGUUAGAUUCGAGUUGAAACAAAAAGAAAUCUGAAAGUCAGUUGCCACUCGAAUGAAUGCAAAAGAUCUCCAGUACGUUACGAAUGUCUAAAUUAGUUGCCUAAUUCGAAGAAUAUCUUUGUUCAAUUUUCGCGGGUUCUGGAAACAGUAAGGUUUUAGUAGAUGUCAAUAUGUGAGUAGAUCCUGGAAAUUUUCCUAAACUUUUCAUCUUUUCUGGUUUAAUAACGAAAUAUUAACAUUAUAUAUUUUGUGUUUUUUCGUUUCUAGAUGUCCGAAUCUUGGCGAAUGUUGGGGAGGGUCAGAAGAUAGUCUUGCUACUGCUACCAUCAUGUUGAUGGGCGACACUUGUACUCGAGGAUGUCGAUUUUGCUCUGUAAAAACUUCUCGCGCGCCACCUCCGCUAGAUCCUAACGAACCUCAGAACACGGCGAAAGCUGUAGCUUCAUGGGGUGUUGACUACAUUGUUCUAACUUCCGUGGACAGGUUGAAUUUUUUUUUCUUUUUUACAAAGUGUAUUAGCUUACAGAGACGAUUUACCUGAUGGCGGGGCUUUACAUUUAAGAAAAACUGUAGAAAUGAUGAAAAAAGCUAAGCCUGAGCUUCUCAUCGAGUGCCUUCUACCUGAUUUUGCUGGAAACAAACAUAGUAUUGAAGUUAUGGCGUCAAGCGGACUUGACGUUUAUGCACAUAAUAUGGAGACGGUAGAACGUUUAACUCCGUGGGUGCGUGAUCCUCGCGCAAAAUAUGGACAAUCUCUUUCAGGUUUGGAAAAUAACGACAAUCAAGGAUAAUUUUAGUUUAGGUUUAAAGUACGCCAAAGAGAGGAAUCCAAAACUCGUAACAAAGACGUCUCUCAUGCUUGGCUUGGGAGAGUCCGAUGACGAAGUUCGUCAGUGUUUGAACGAUUUACGCUCUCAUGACGUAGAUGUUGUUACAUUCGGCCAGUAUAUGCAGCCUAGCAAAAGACAUCUACUGGUUAAAGAAUGGAUAACCCCUCAAAAGUGAUUUACCUUUGAAAUUAUUCUCAAAAUGUUUGUUUCAGGUUUGACGAAUGGGCAGAAUUUGCGAAAAAGCUUGGAUUUUUGUACGUUGCUUCUGGUCCAUUAGUUCGUUCAUCCUACAAGGCUGGGGAAUUUUAUUUGAAGAAUGUUUUAAACAAUAGGAGAAAAUGAAAGUUUUUGUAUAGCUGUACGAUUUUUGUAUAUAUGUAUAUCAUAUCACGUUUAUUAACUGCAUUUUUUUCAUGUCGCUUUAAUAAAUAAAUUUUUUUUUUUUUCUGUGUGUCUCUCCAUUUCAUCGUUUUUGGCGAUGUUAUAUCUUCGUACUUGAAUAUUUUUUUCACGCCGUUUUUAUUAUUCUGUAAAUUGAAAGAGCGUUCUAUUUUGUAAAACUGUUCAUAAUUGUUUUUUAUAGUUAUUUUUCAGGGUACACGAUGGGUCUGACAAAUAAGACAAUCGUCAUUGACGGAAAAGACCACUUGCUUGGUCGUUUGGCCUCCACUGUGGCCAAAAACCUUCUCCAAGGCGAAAAGGUCGUGGUCUUGCGAUGCGAGGAGAUCGCCAUCUCUGGAAACUUCCACCGCUCCAAGCUGAAGUACUUGAGCUUCCUUCGCAAGCGCUUGAACAUCAACCCUUCUCGAGGACCUUUCCAUUACCGUGCUCCCUCAAAGAUCUUUUGGCGCACAGUCAGAGGUUUUUUUUCACUCAUUUUUGAAUAUUUACAUUGGAUUUUCCAUACAGGAAUGCUGCCUCAUAAGACUAUCCACGGAACAGCUGCUCUGAAGAACCUGCGCACGUACGAAGGCGUUCCCAGCCAAUACAACAACAAUAAGAAAUUCAACGUUCCCUCAGCUAACCGAGUUUUGUGCCUUGAGCCCCGCCGAAAGUUCUGCAGAGGUAAUUUUUUGUUUUGUUAUAAACAGUCCCACCUAAAAACAAUUUCAGUUGGACGUCUCUCCCAUGAAGUUGGAUGGCAAUAUCAGGAUGUCGUUGCUACGUUGGAAGCAAAGCGAAAGGUGAAAGGUGCUGCCUACCACGAGCAAAAGAAGAAGCUGAACAAGCUUCAAGAGCAAGCAAAGAUCAACGCAGCCUCAAAAAUUGCUCAGUAUCAGAAGAUCAUUGAGAGCUAUGGCUUCAAUUAA